This is a messenger RNA of Telopea speciosissima, 1726 nucleotides long. RefSeq names its product trihelix transcription factor ASIL2-like. The record is from RefSeq and is a predicted model, not a curated record. Gene Ontology annotation, molecular function: transcription cis-regulatory region binding. Gene Ontology annotation, cellular component: nucleus. The coding region runs from base 216 to 1271 and encodes 351 amino acids. NCBI's taxonomy places the organism in Eukaryota, Viridiplantae, Streptophyta, Magnoliopsida, Proteales, Proteaceae. The transcript is spliced from 2 exons.
AGAGAGAGAGAGAGUAGUAGGGGGUGCGCAGCUUAAGCCGCGUACGCUUGCGUCACACACCCCUCCAAUCCCCUAAACGGUGGUGGAUCUUAGAUCUUGAAAUCAGCCGCACACCCUCCCUCCCCCUCUCCUAAUAACACCACCACCACCACCAUCCUCCCCCCCAUUAUGUCACCCCUCAACCUCCACUAUCACCACCACCACCACCACCAGCCAUGGCUGCGUCCUUGUCCUCAGCCCAAGAACCCAGCCCAACCACCGCCGUCACCAUCAUCACCAACACCAACACCAACACCGCCGCCGUCGACGCCCGUCCGAUCCCUCAGCCGCCUUCUUCCUCCCGACGCCUCCCUCCUCCUUGCUGGUCUCAUGAAGAAACCGUAGCUCUCAUCGACUCAUACCGUGACAAAUGGUACACCCUCCGCCGUGGUAAUCUCAAGGCCACCCACUGGCAGGACGUCGCUGAUGCUAUUGCUCGCCGCUGCCCCUUUGCCAACCCUUCCAAGACCUCCGUUCAAUGUCGUCAUAAGGUCGAGAAGCUACGCAAGCGUUACCGCACCGAGAAGCAGAAAGCCCUCUCCAACCCUGGUCGCUUCUCCUCCUCGUGGGUCUACUUCCGCAAAAUGGAUGGCAUGGAGAAAGGCCCUUCUCCUGCCCCUCCCCGUUCUAAUUCCACCGACGAAGACGAUGAGGACGACGAUGAUGAUGAGAAUGAAGACGAUGGCGAGGACGACGACCCCAUGCCUCCCACCAAUACCCGUAGUCUCCAUCGCCUUCUCAAUAAUGGGGUUAGUACCAAUGGCAGUAGCGGAGGAGGUGUUGGAGGGUUUCGUCUUAGAAUUCCCAGCCGCGCCACGAUUGCUUUGCCAGCCAUCACGGGGUUCCGGUCCAAGAGCUACGAUAGGGUCGUCGAUGAAAACCCUAAUCCGAAUCCUAACCAUAAUCCUAGGUACAUGAAUGGUGGUUCCUCGUCGAGGUCCAGCUUUGGGCGGAGGAGCGAUGGGGGUGGGGGUGGGGGUGGUGGAGGGGUUAAGAGAGAGAUGGAUCCAGUUUCCGAUAUGGUUACUUCGAUUAGGAUGUUGGGAGAAGGGUUCGUGAAGAUGGAGCAGAGGAAGAUCGAUGUGGCCAGAGAGAUCGAGAGAAUGCGGAUGGACAUGGAGAUGAAGCGGACCGAGAUGAUUCUCGAAUCCCAGCAGAGAAUCGUCGAAGCUUUUGCUAAAGGGUUUUCUGGGAAGAAGAAGAUCAAGAGGUUACCAUCGCCGGAUUCAUAGAGAAGGAGGAUCAGAAAAAUAAUGUAUUUUGUUCGAUUGCUCUUCUGCAUUUUCAUGGUUAUGCUCAGUAUUUGAAAGAACAGAUCUCGAGAAGCCUUGAUUUGCCUCAAGAAGGAAAAUGCGAUCCCCACUGCUCACUGCUUGCCAAUCGAAGUCUUGGGCUUGCACCCAUCACUCCAAUUUGGUCUUAUUAUCGAAAUAUAUGGAAGCCGGUGAGUUGAAGACAUAAAGAUCUUAUGAAUUCCUCCUUUCAUUUUUACAUAUUUCUGUUUUGUUGUCUGUUUGAUCAGAAGCUCAGAACUUCCGUAAUUUUUGUAAUUAUUUAUUUCGUAGGAAACUGAAAAGUUACUAUUUAUUAGGAAAUUUGCUACUCAAAAACAAUGAAUUGUUUACUCUGUAUUAGACUUGGGGUCGCAUUGGAAGGUUUUAAUGGAUCUUGGGUUCUCUUUCCUUCA